Neospora caninum is the source of this 3897-nucleotide messenger RNA. Its product is annotated as putative WD-40 repeat protein. Gene Ontology annotation, molecular function: snoRNA binding; protein binding. The record is from RefSeq and is a predicted model, not a curated record. The transcript is spliced from 11 exons. Bases 1 to 3897 code for a protein of 1298 amino acids. Gene Ontology annotation, biological process: maturation of SSU-rRNA. Gene Ontology annotation, cellular component: Pwp2p-containing subcomplex of 90S preribosome; small-subunit processome. NCBI's taxonomy places the organism in Eukaryota, Apicomplexa, Conoidasida, Eucoccidiorida, Sarcocystidae.
AUGGUGAAGGCGUAUUUGCGCUACGUCCACGAAGAGGCCUUCGGCCUCAAUUCCUCUCCGCAUGCUAACGUCUCCUUCUUCCGUCCGUCUGCUGCAGGCCGGUCGUCUUUUGCCUACGCGCUAACGUGCACUGGGGCGUCGGUGACGCUGUGGAAUACGUCCCGCCAGUGCCGUCUUGUGUCCUUUUCUCCACCUCCGUCGCUCUCGUCCACCUACCACCACGCCGUUCGUAUCGCUCUCUCAGCGAGCCAUUCACACCUUGCAGUCGGCUACAGCGACGGCAGCAUUCGCGUCUGGGAAGCGCCGACCGCGUCGGACCUCGCUACUCUCGCUGCUUCGCCGCUUCCGGCUUCUGGUGUCUCUGCAGCUCCUCACGUCUUCUCUCCACCUCCCGGUCUCACGCUUCAAGGUCACCGGAGCGCAAUCACCGCCUUGUGCUGGGGACCUGGCGACACACAACGGGUGCCUUACGAGAAGCGAGGCGACGGGCGCACCGUCUCUCUUUCCGCUGCGCAUGCGAUUGCCUUCGAGCAUCUCCUCAUUUCAGGAUCUGCAGAUGGAGACAUCAUUGUCUGGGACCGCAUCGCGGGCGUCGGCCUGCACAGACUGCAUGCGCACGCCGCUCCAGUCACGCAAGUCCUCGCCCUCAAGAGAGCAGCCAAGGCAGACUUCCGAGGAGAGGCAGGCGGAAGAGCUGGGGAUGGGUGCGAGAACGACGCGAGCGAGGAGACGACUCGGAAGCGCCGAAGAGACACAUCUGAGGACGUGCAGCGCACGGAUGACGCGGCAGGGCCCUCUCGACAUGGUCAACGCGGAAAGCGGAAGUUGAGGAGAGGCGGGCACGAGUCAGCCAAUCCUUUCGCGUCCACCGAGUCGUCGCUGUCGAUGGCUUCAUUCCAGGCAGUGGAGGUUUCUGGAACGAGCCGGGAAACCGGUUCUCUGCCGGGGUCUGGGCUGCUUCUCGUCUCGGCAGGGAAGGACGGUCUCGUGAAAAUCUGGGACGCAGAUCUCGAGCUGUGUCUCCAAACGCUCGUGGACGCUGCCACAGGGGCUUCGGGCGCACGAGAGGCGUGGAGUCUCGCAGUGAAUCCCCAACAGACGCGCCUCGUGGUUGGAUGCGGCGACCAGCUUCUUCGCGUCUACGCUUUGCAUGGCCUCUCCGCGGCCGAGCCGCGGGUCUCCGGAAGGCCGGGCGAGGCAGAGACGAAGCAAGGAAAGGUCGGAGACGCUGGAACCGACGAACGCGGAGCAGAUGCGGAAGCUCAGAUCAACCGCCACACGCACCUUCGUUGCAUUGCGGGUUUCUUAGGCUUUCUGCGCCGCCCUUCGGGGGGCCAGAAGAAAACGACGUGUCUCCAGUUCGUCACGUGGACGGUGCGGGGUGGAGGAAAGAAAGAAAGACGGAGAGGAGACAGAGGCGAGGACGGAGAGGGAGAGGAUGUGGGAGGGGAGGAGGAAGAGGGAGUCCUCGUUGUUGGGAGUGGAAACAGUCGCAGCGUUGAGGUGUUCAAGGUCUGUGGAGAGACGGAGAGAAGGAAAAGGAUGAAGAGAAGGCAGAGGCGCAGCGAAGAGAAGAAGAAAAAGCGAGAGCAGAAGGCACGAGAAGCCGGCAGCGGACCUCACCACUUGGACGACGAAGAGAAGGAAGAAGAGGCUGCCGGUCGCGUGACAGACGAAUUCGUCUUUCUCUCCCGCCUUCACACGGCCAGCGUCAUCAAAACGUUUCAUCUCCGAGCUGGCUGUGCACCUCAGCAGGUCGCGUCAGACAAACUCGCAGGAACAAAGGACCGACUAGCGGCUGGCGGUCGGAGCGGCACGUCAAACACGGAGGUCCAAGUGCUUCUCGGUCUUGCAGACAACGCCUUUGAAACGUGGAAAGUAGACGUUCAGCAGUUAUCCGAUCGCCUUUCGCAGAAGACACCUGAGGAGAGCGAGACGAACGGCGCGGCACGCAACGGCGACGAAUGCUUCAAGCAACUCUGCCGCGUUUCCGCCGGGGGCCACCGGGGCACUGUUCGCCACCUGUCUGUCAGCCAUGACAGCGCGUAUCUCCUCUCGAUUGCCGACGAGGGCUUUAAAGUCUGGACGACACACACGCGACAAUGUGUGAAGAGCGUAUCUCUUGACCUGCCGCUCUGCGGCUUCUUCGUCGCCGGAAACGAUCAUGUGGUGCUCGGCACCAAGUGCGGAGAUCUGUACCUCUACGACAUCGGUGCAUGCACUGUGCGACAACACCUCGGGCGUGCGCACACUGGGGCCGUCAAUGCGCUUGCUGAGCACCCAAAACACACCGGGUUCGCCUCGAUUUCUGCGGACAAAAGCGUGAAGUUGUUUGUCUUCCACCUGACGAGCGAGACGCCGUCUCCGUCUGGGAAGAAGAGCAAGAAAGAGCAGGCGGCUGCCGCGGGAAGCGUCGUUCAGUUCCGGCAAGUCGGAAGCCUUCCGCUCCCAGACCAGGGGUUGGAUCUGCGCUACUCGAUGGAUGGGAAAUUUCUGAUAUGUGCGCUGCUUGACAUGACUGUCCUCGUCUUCUAUUCGGACACCUGCAAGCUCUUCCUCUCUCUGUAUGGCCAUCAACUUCCAGUCCUUUCCCUCGCGGUCUCCUCCGACAGCACGCGCCUCGCAACCGGAAGCGCAGACAAAACCGUCAAGGUCUGGGGCCUCGACUUUGGAAAUAUCCAACACAGUCUCCUUGCCCACGACGACGCAGUCACUCAGGUACUCUUCCUCUUCGGCACACACUACCUGUUGAGUGCGUCGUCGGACGCCUCGUUGAAGCUGUGGGAUGUGGAUCGGCAGUCUUGUCUCGUCACGAUUCUUCCCUCGGUGUCGAACUCGCCGCUGCGGUGUUUGGCAGCUAGCCAAGACGGCGACCGCGUGUUUGUGGCUGACGCGAGUCGCCUCCUGCAGUGCUGGCGGCGCACGGGUGAGCAGAUGUUUGCAGAGGAGGAGGAAGAGAGGCGGUGGGAAGAGAACGCCGAGCGGGAGGCCUUGAGAGAAGACGCGAUCUUGACGAGCACAGCCACGAGCGCUGCGGUGGUCACGGAUAGAACCAGCAAGCGAACCAUGGAGACGGUCCGAACGACGGAACGACUCAUGGAGGUUCUCGAUGAGGCCCGAGAGCAACAGGAAGCCGACGAAGCGUACGCAGCUGCUCUGCUCGCCUGGGAAAGGCGACGCAAGGAACUUGUGCAGAAACAGGCGUCGCGGCGACCCUCAUCGAAAGGUGAAGAGCGGUACGCGCUGUCUGUACAGGACAGAGAGGAAAAGGCGAUAGAAGGCCUGCCGCCUCGACCGGUUCCGCCACCCGGCAAAGUGGAGCUAAUGGGGAAAACUGCUAUGGAGCACGUCCUGCGGGCUGUCGCAACUUGGAAAGCAGGCAACACAUUCGAGGUACUUGUUGCUCUGCCGUUCGACUACGCCUACCGGCUUCUCGAAUUCUUAGUUGCGCACCUGUCUCUGCUACACGUCUUGACUACACCCGGCAAGCAGAGAGAGACAGAGGCGUCUUCGUUCUCAUCGCUGGCUUUCUCGCAAGAGCAGAAGAAGCCGCGUCGGAUGCAAGAGAAGGAAGAGCAUGCAGAGGGACAGGACACAGAAGAGCAAAGACCGGCAGAUGCGAUUUUGUGUCUUUGCCCCAUUGAAAGCGUCGCGCGCGUCGCUCUCAUUCUUGUUCAGCUCCACUUCAGGCUGUUUCUCGCCUCGCCGAAACAGCGACAAAUCCUUGCACGCCUCCAGGGUUGCCUGCGUCCGCUCCUCGUCCGCGAGAGGGACCGCAUGCGAUUCAACAGCGCGGCGCUGACCUUUUUGCAGAGGAAAAUGGACCAGGAACGAUUUCAGGCCCUCCCGGAAGUAAAGUUGCCUGGGUCCAAGCGGCAAACAGCAGUAUCUUAUUGA